This is a messenger RNA of Phaedon cochleariae (mustard beetle), 1602 nucleotides long. The record is from the annotation of a GenBank genome assembly. NCBI's taxonomy places the organism in Eukaryota, Metazoa, Arthropoda, Insecta, Coleoptera, Chrysomelidae.
GAUAUGUAUAGUAUGAUAUGAAACUAGGUUUAUAAAACAUUUGUUAAUUUCAUUGUAUCAUUUGAUAUCUGAUCCCCGAAGCUUAUUCAUCUAAUUUUAGGGGAUUCAUAAUAUCAUACAUUUUAAGUUUGAAUAAGGAUUUGAAAAAAUGGGCGAACCUCUUAUAAAAAAUUUGGAGGAAAUAAUUGGCCAGCGACUAUCACGCAAUGAGACCAUCAAAAAAACGGAAAUACUGAACUUUUUGGAACCUGGAGAAAAUUAUUUGAGUGAAAUGACGAAAAUAAACGUGUCGGUGAAAAACAGAAUUACAGAGGCCGAGCGAGAUAUUUACAUUAUUGGCAAAUGCGUCGCUAAGCCACCGCCGAACGGUAAUGACUUUGUGAAAGAUUUCUCGCCAUUUUUGUUCACCAAAGAAAUGAUGUUCUACAAAGAAGUGAUCCCCGCCAUCCAGACAUUUCUGAAAAACCGUGGAGCCAGUCCUGUGGAUUAUUACCCGGAGUUUUACGGGGGAAGGCUCAAUUUGUCUGGCGGUAGCAAAGCUGACAGCGAUGCUGUUUUGCUAUUAGAAAAUUUACAUACAAGUGGAUAUCAGAACAUGGAUAGACACGAAGGGUUCGACUUUGACGGUGCCAAAACGGUUUUAAAAGACCUAGCCCACUUUCACGCAGUACCAGUAGCCAUGAAACUCCUCGAGCCCAAACUGUUCCAAGAAAAAAUCCAGAAAAUCUUCGACAUCAAACCACCCUCACCGCCCAAAAAACCAGAAGGCAAACCAGAUGAACCACCACCACCAAUGCCAGCCCUGACGAAAGAACUGAUGGUCGCGGUCCUAGAAGAAGACGAUAAGUGCGUACCUGCCAUCCCUAGCUUCCUCGAGAUGAUAGAGAAACAGAGGAGUAUAAGCUUCGAAGAGAUGUUGAAUAUGAAACAGCGAGAACCCUUCGCCACCAUGGCGCACAUGGACAUGUGGUUGAACAACACCAUGCAGAAGCUAGACCACAAGAACAGACCCAUCAAAAACAAAUUCGUCGAUUUCCAGGUGUUGUCUUACGCCAGCCCUGUUAGAGAUCUACUUUUCCUCUUGAUCACCAGCGUGCAACUCUCUGUCUUGAAGACCCGUUUCGACUACCUGCUGAAAUACUACCACGAUAACUUCACGAAAGUUCUUAAGGAGUUGGGAUGCGACUUAACGCCUUUUAGCUAUGAGAACUUUAUAGAGGAAGUGAAGGCGAUGGCGCCCGCUUCGAUUGAGCAUGGUUCGUUUUUCUUGCUGAUCAUCGUUUCCGGGAAGAAGGGAGUGGCUGCUGAUCCAACUCAGGCUGCUAAGUUGGUCAAGGAUGAUCUCGAUCAGAAGGCUCGCGAGAAAUUCAGAUUCAUUAUUCAUGAAGCGUAUAAAAGAGGGUGGAUGCAUCAAAGCUGAAGAAUAUUGAAGGAAAAAAUCUAGGAUGGAUUUCGAUUACUGUGAUCCAGUAUUGAGGCAUAUUUAAAAAUUGAGAAUUUUAUUUAGCAAAGAUAACCGAUUUUAUAUUCAAAUAGUUAUUUAUUUACUAUUAGGAAGAUAAAGUGUCUAUUAUAGUCGAGUCAGGCAAGAAAAUAUAAAUU